Molecule: messenger RNA, 2192 nt
Organism: Ruditapes philippinarum (Manila clam)
Lineage: Eukaryota; Metazoa; Mollusca; Bivalvia; Venerida; Veneridae
Product: adenosine deaminase 2-like
Exons: 3
Coding region: 120-2135 (671 amino acids)
Biological process (GO): inosine biosynthetic process; adenosine catabolic process
Molecular function (GO): adenosine deaminase activity
Source: RefSeq, a predicted model, not a curated record
UAUGAAAAUCUAUUAUAUUAGCACUUAACUGCGAGAAAAAGAGUAUAAUUUUAGGAAAUCUGACGCUUUUGACCUUCAAACAUGGUAAAUAGUUUGAUAGAAAUAGUUUCAGAAAAGUUAUGAAGGUCAAAAUGGUCGCAAUGUUUAGUUAUAGUAUUUUGCACAUAUCGUGUGUUGUUUUUAUGACGUUACCUUUGGAAAUAUUAGGCAAGGAAAGUACAGAAACGAAAGAAUAUUUUAAAUACAAGUUUUCUGUGCAGAGGAACGAACUGGAAGAAAAAGAAACGGAACUGUGUGGGUACCAAAAAUCACUUUCAAAAAAUGAAACAAUCGUGGACAACUAUCUGGAAUAUCUAAAAUGGGAGGAGUUUCAAGCAACGAAAGAUGCAUUCCGCCCUGCACGUCCGGUCCAGGAUUACCUUCAAGAAAUAAAAGGGUCCAAGGUUUACGAAGUUUUAAAGAAAUUUCCAAAGGGCGGUAAUAUGCAUAUACAUCAAAAUCACGUGAUUUCUAAAAAGAAAAUGCUGGACCUUAUUUUCAACUCACCUUUAAUUCACACACUUUGCGUUAAUGUUGAAGAUUCCUACAAGAAAUGGAGACUUGGCUUUUAUAAUACUGCUCCGGCUGGUUGGGUAAAGGUAACAAGUAAUCUGGCGCUUUAUUCAAAAGAAAACCUUCUUAAACACAUCACAAUGAUCAACACAUUGAGCCCUGAAUCUAUAGCAAACCCGACCGACAGUGGUUUACGAUGGAAAGACCUUGGUCCAAUGUUUGGAAUGGCAGGAACGAACCUUGUCUUAUAUCAGAACUACACUCGCAUGCAUCUUCAAGCCAUGUUCGAAUCAGCUCUUGAAGAGAACGUGCAAUAUUUGGAAGCUAGAGUUAGCGGUCUUGGAAUGUAUGUAUUAAAUGAUUCCGCUAAAGAUGGUCAUCAGAUGGUUGAUAAUGAAGAUGGGGAUAUUUGGUUUCGAACAGCAACAGAAGAAGUGAAUAAAUUCCAAAGCAAAAAUCCAGCGUUUAUUGGUUAUAAAGAAAUAAUUAGCGGAUGGAGAAAGUCAAAUCCAGAUGCAAUGGACAAAAACUUGAAAAGGGCUUUUCGACUGAGAAAGAAAUUUCCCAACAUGGUUAAGGGAAUAGACUUAAUUGCAGAGGAGGACGCGGGCUAUUCACUUUUGUUUUUUAUAGACGAAUUUGCAGAUAUGUAUGCUAGAAAGGAAUUGGUCCCACUUUACCUUCAUAAUGCUGAAACCAAUUGGCCAAAGGACUUGAUGACGUCACUGCAUCCUCUUGAUCCAGUAAGUACCCUUGACAAUGUAUAUGAAGCAAUCAUUCUUGGGGCCAAACGUGUAGGACAUGGUCUUGGGUUUAUAAAGCAUCCUUACCUUAUGCAGCUUCUUAAAGACAGAAAAAUUGCUGUAGAGGUAAAUCCCGUGAGCAAUAUGCUACUCGGUUACGUCACUGACCAACGUCAACACCCAGCUGUGACGUAUAUACGGUAUGGAAUUCCAGUUGUUCUCGGAGCUGAUGAUCCAGGUACGAUGGGUUAUGAUGAAUUUACUGUUGACUGGUAUGAGGCAUUCAUGGCAUGGGGCUUACGACUGUCAGAUCUUCGCACGCUUGCUUUGAAUUCUUUACGUUAUAGCACAAUGACAUCAGACGAGAAAAGUUCUGCAGAAGUUAAAUAUAAUCAAACAUGGAAUACGUUUAUAACAGAGAUGAGAACAGAGGCAUGCAGCAGAGAUUUUACUUCAACAACGGAGCCCGCCAUCCAUAGCAUUUUCCCUAACGAAGGAGCAACAACUGGGUUUACUGCAGUUCGAGUUUUUGGCAGGAAUUUCCAAAGAUCCAUUUGCCAGCGAAUUAUCUGUCGAUUCGGAGAUCGUGAAAGCAAUGGUCAAUAUAUCUACAAUUCAUUGAUUAAGUGUAACGCAAAAGGUGAUGGUACAAUGGCGACAGAAAAGUUCAGCAUCUCAUUAAACUCCGGAAUGAACUUUAUAACAACUAAUUUGACCUUCGCCUUUAUGCAUCAGCAGGAGAAGAAGGCUGAGGGGAAGACGUCAGGAUGUCAACAUGAAUCUCCUCUCUCUAUGACUUCCUACAUUUUGCUAGCUUGCUACUUAUUUCUUUUCAUUUAAAGACGUGUAUACAUACCAGUUUGGUAAAUUACGUAUCACUUAUUUAAUCGACUAUUU